UAAUAUGAAGAAAAUAAAAUAAUAAUAUGUACGCAGACAUUUAAUAGUAACCUUUAUGCGUCCUUUCUAUUGUUUGCUUUGUAUUCAUAUGAUUUAUCAUUAUAAUGACGUAGCUUUGAGUAAUUAAUAAAUUCCGUCCAAGCUAAAUAGACAAUGACAGUACCACUUAUGCUACCGUUGUAGCUUAAUUAUAUUAUUUGUUUCAAAGCUCUCAUUUAAAAAUCAAAAUGUUUAAACUACUUUUAACGAUUUUAUUAUUUUACUCCUUUCAGUUUUUCUAUUCAGUAGAAUGUAUAUCAUUUUUCCAUGUAUUUCCAGAUCCACCCCCUAGAGAUAAUAUUGCUUUGAUGGCGAGAUAUAUUGUACAUGAUUCUGAAUGGACAACUUUAUCAUACAUUGGAAAUCAAUCCUUUAUGUCUGGUGUACCUAUGGGACGUGUUUAUUCAGUUAGUGAUGGAACCAUUGACAAUAGUACUGGUGUUCCAUAUAUAAUGCUUUCACCAAUGGACUUAACCUAUCAAGAUGUUAUGGUUACUAAAAAUUGUUCCCUCACAUUAAGCUUAGCACAAUCAAAUUAUUGCAAAGAUAGAUCUUACGACCCAGAAGAUCCACGCUGUGCUCAACUUAUUUUAACGGGAACUUUUGUUAAGCUAGAAAAAAAUGAUCCUGAAUGGUUAACUGCCAAAGAAGCAUUAUGGACAAGGCACCCUGAAAUGGAAAAUUGGCCCAUUUAUGUUCCAGGACACAGUUGGCAAUUUGCUAAAGUAAAUAUUGAGCAUAUUACUUUAAUAGACAACUUUGGUGGGCGUAGAUUUCCAAAUAUUGAUGACUAUUUCAAGGCAAAACCUAUUUCUAAAAACAAAUAUAAGUCAAAAAUGUCAGCAAUAUCUAUAAAGAAAAAUGUUAUAAUUGAUUAUGAAUUUUAGAGUAGCUAUAAUUACUUAGGUUAAUUUAAUGAGUAAAUUUUUUUAAGAAUGGCUUUAAGUGGCUUUAAGAAUGUAUAUUUUUUUAUACCAUUCUAUUUAUUUAAAGUUUGUUCUAAUUUUUUUUUCAAAACCUAAAAUUAGUAUAAAUAAUUUAAUAAGAAAAAUACUUAUAUAAAAAUUAUACAUAAAAUGUAGCCUGUUGGGCUGUGCAAUUGUGAUUUUAGUAAAUAUACUAUGACUGACUUUAUAAAAUCAAUAAAAACAUUGCUCAAUUUAUUUGUUAUUAAUAUCUAUUGUUUAUUUGAAUUUUUUUCUAUACUUUUUAAAUUAUAUUAAUAUUGUUUAAUGUUACACAUAAAACUUAUGUACAUAUGAUUUAUUAAGAAAUAACAUAAUCUACAAGUACUAUUGUACUUAAAAUAUACUGGUAUUAAUAUGUUAUACUUGUUUAUGAUUAUUUUAUUUUGAUGUAAUAUUUAUUUCUAUUAAACUUGAGACUACAACUACAUUAAAAAUAUAGAGAUUAUCCAAUAUAAGAUAUUAUUUUGUCCAAAUUAUAUUUUAAUCUUUUUUGGAAUUGAAGUAUUACUAUUAUAAUGAAUUAUACUUAUUAUCCAAAUUAACUUUUAUUUAUACUUUUUGUUUUAAGUUAUGGUUUAAUGUUUAAUUUUAGAAGUUAAAUAAAUUAUUUUUAUUAGA
Messenger RNA from Daktulosphaira vitifoliae (grape phylloxera), 1625 nucleotides. RefSeq names its product protein CREG1-like. The transcript has 5 exons. The coding region runs from base 228 to 926 and encodes 232 amino acids. NCBI's taxonomy places the organism in Eukaryota, Metazoa, Arthropoda, Insecta, Hemiptera, Phylloxeridae. The record is from RefSeq and is a predicted model, not a curated record.